Molecule: messenger RNA, 207 nt
Organism: Plasmopara halstedii
Lineage: Eukaryota; Oomycota; Peronosporomycetes; Peronosporales; Peronosporaceae
Exons: 2
Coding region: 1-207 (68 amino acids)
Source: RefSeq, a predicted model, not a curated record
AUGAAAUUCUCUGAUGCCAAACACAAGGACUCAAAGCUAACGGAAUUUAUCUACUUCCGAACCAUUUGUAUACAAAAAAACUCGCGUGAAACGGCAAUAACGUCUUCUCGGGAUCGAAUGACCGACCAGAUGGGAAGUAUGGAACUCAUUCUUAGUCCGGAAGUGCAGAUCGAGAUAAUUGAUCUCUACGACUCGGUAGGCGGCUAA